AUGUCGGGGGAGUCGAGCAGCCGUAACGAACAGGAGAUGCAGGACGAACAAGAGGCAAGCGUCGUCAACUCACUGUCCAAAGCGCCGCGCAAUGAAGGUAGCGAAGACAAGAAUGCUGUGAGCAGUAAUGUACCGCAAACAGCUCAGUCGAAGCUUUCGCGCACUGCAUGCGUCUUGGUUUUGGCGCCAGUCAUACUCACAUACUUUCUCUGGUUUCUCGACCUGGCUGUACUUUCGACGGCAACUCCAGCCAUCACGUCAGAGUUCAAUUCACUUGUCGAUGUUGUCUGGUAUGGCGGGGUGUAUCAGCUCGGCAGUUCUACAGUCACGCCGCUGACAGGCAAACUCUUCCGUUCGUUUUCCAUCAAGGCAAGCUUACCCAAGUCAUUCGUGCCUCAUGAAGCGUGGACCUUCCUCAUAUUCUUAUUUAUCUUCGAAGUGGGCUCGGCUAUAUGCGGUGCAGCUCAAUCGUCAACAAUGUUUAUUGUGGGGAGAACUAUCGCUGGCAUUGGCUGUUCUGGUAUCUCGACGGGGGUCCUAACUAUCAUAGCCGCUAUCCUGCCUGGUAAAGCCCAAGCGCAAGUACUUGGUGUUGCUCAGGGUCUCGGUCAGAUCGGGCUUGCAACUGGUCCUCUUCUUGGAGGGGCGUUUACCGAAUAUGCAUCUUGGCGUUGGUGCUUCUACAUCAACCUUCCAGCCGGAGCCGUUGUCGGCGUCCUCCUCGUUAUGUUGCGCAUCCCGGAGCCAGAAUUGAAGAAACCGGCACGAGAGGUGCUAGGGACGGCCAUCAAGUCCCUAGAUCUUCCAGGAUUCGCCCUAAUAAGCCCAGCGGUCAUAAUGCUCUUGUUGGGCUUGCAAUUUGGCGGCAACGAAUACCAUUGGAAUAGCUCCGUCGUCAUUGGGCUCAUAACCGGUGCAGCCGCAAUGUUCGUCUGCUUCCUCUUCUGGGAGCGAUGCCAGGGCGACGAGGCUAUGAUACCGUUCGCUCUGCUCACCAACAAGGUCAUCUGGUCGGCCGCAGACAAUAUGGCGUUUGUGCUGGCUAGCAUUCUUGUCGCGGACUUUUACCUCGCAAUCUACUUUCAGGCGGUCAAAAACGACUCGCCUCUGAUGAGCGGCGUACAUCUACUGCCAACGUGUGUCGCUAUCGUCCUUUUCACAAUCAUCUCAGGCGUAAUGAUGUCGGGAAGCGCGAUCUCAGCUAUCGGGUACGGACUCUUGUCGCUUCUAAGCUCAACGACACCAGCUGCCAAGUGGAUUGGCUAUCAAGUGUUCUACGGAGUUGGUAGUGGCUGCACGACCGUAGCAGGUUAUAUCGCCGUUCAAAAUCUCGUUCCCGCAGCGCAAAUACCAACUGCCAUGGCGAUUGUCAUCUUCUGCCAAGGCAUUGGCGGUGCCGCGUUCCUCAUUGUCGCAAAUACCGUAUUCAGUAACAGCUUACGGCGCCUGCUCAGGCUACAGAUUUCAAAGAUUGGAAUUGCUCCAGACGCCGUGGUCAAUGCUGGAGCUAGAGGCCUCCGUCAGCUGACAACAGCGCGGAAAAGCAGCGCCUUGCACUUGUGCACCCCGGCAGGGUUGCUGUGCAAGGGGACGGCUAUUACGUGA
Recurvomyces mirabilis is the source of this 1605-nucleotide messenger RNA. RefSeq lists its product as uncharacterized. The transcript is spliced from 6 exons. Gene Ontology annotation, cellular component: plasma membrane. The record is from RefSeq and is a predicted model, not a curated record. Lineage: Eukaryota; Fungi; Ascomycota; Dothideomycetes; Mycosphaerellales; Teratosphaeriaceae. The coding region runs from base 1 to 1605 and encodes 534 amino acids. Gene Ontology annotation, molecular function: transmembrane transporter activity. Gene Ontology annotation, biological process: transmembrane transport.